This is a messenger RNA of Dufourea novaeangliae, 2388 nucleotides long. It is a transcript of the gene Ent3, whose product is annotated as equilibrative nucleoside transporter 4. Gene Ontology annotation, molecular function: monoamine transmembrane transporter activity; nucleoside transmembrane transporter activity. Lineage: Eukaryota; Metazoa; Arthropoda; Insecta; Hymenoptera; Halictidae. Gene Ontology annotation, biological process: nucleoside transmembrane transport. The coding region runs from base 413 to 2260 and encodes 615 amino acids. Gene Ontology annotation, cellular component: plasma membrane. The transcript is spliced from 10 exons. The record is from RefSeq and is a predicted model, not a curated record.
GUAGGCAAAGCGGAAGCGCGCGCAGAAAUCAAUGCCGCAAAAUUUUCAAAGCAUGCGCUCGGACCGUGUCGCGGCGGAUCACGGUUAUUCCCCGUGUACCUAUAGUACGCGUGAAGAAAUAAAUACGGUGUGCUGCAGUGUGUGAUUGUGGCCGUGUGAUUAAUACUUCUGGUCCCCGGGUCGAAAAAAAACGUGUGUAUGUGUGCGUCAGUGAGUGUAUGUGCUGGGCAACGGUGGUGUGUCAAGUUCACCGUAAAAGAACCGCACGCGACGCUUUGUCUGUAAAAGCUUCUUCCCGUCGAACAAUAUGGACCCAUAAAGACACGGCGUUCGCCAGUUGCGUUCGUUCAUUUUUGGCUGGUGUACAGAAAAAAGGAAAGCGAAAAAGCCCGUAUUGCGGGGCCGCGCAAACAUGGACGAGAACCUGAGCCGGGGCUACGUGCAGUUGGGCAAGGCGAGGGGCAUGAAUGAAUUCAAAUUCUCGAACGGAUUCACACAUCUGUCGCCGCCUGUCGACAAACGGAACUUCAUAUUCUUCGCCCUGAUACUCAGCGGGAUAGGAUUCCUCUUGCCGUACAACAGCUUCAUCAUAGCAGUAGAUUACUUCCAGACGAGAUAUCCUGGAACCACAGUGAUAUUCGACAUGUCCCUCGUUUAUAUUACCAUGGCCUUCUUCGCGGUGUUUGCGAACAAUAUUUUAGUGGAGACACUGUCUUUGAACACCAGAAUAACAUUCGGAUAUUUGGUGUCUUUUGUUACCUUGAAAUUCAUUGUGGUAUGCGAGAUCUGGUGGGAAUUCUUCAGCGUUGCUACUUCGUAUACCAUUAAUUUAGUUGCCGUUGCAAUUGUAUCACUCGGAUGUACAGUUCAACAAUCGAGCUUUUAUGGAUACACAUCUAUGCUUCCCACGCGGUAUACUCAAGCGGUAAUGACGGGAGAAAGUAUUGCCGGUCUCUGGGUAUCUAUUAAUCGAAUAUUUACAAAGUCACUGCUCGACGACGAGCGCAGUAAUACAUCCAUGUUCUUCAUCUUAUCGAAUAUAACAAUCCUGAUGUGCUUCGUAUUACACCAAGUGGUUCGUAAGACUGACUUCGUGCAAUUCUACAUAACGUUGUGUCAGGAAAGGAAUCGUAUAACGUUGGAACCGACCGAAGAUGUUGGUUUGAUGGAUCCUCUGGAUCAAGUUGGGGAUCCUGCGAAAGGUCAGUAUGGAGUUUUGAAAAUCCAGACUAGUCCUUUAGGGAACGAGUCUGCAAGUGGUAACACUGACUUGAAUGGGAUGAAUCAAUAUUCAGCAUUUUCAUUCAGUAAUCCUGUGUAUGAACCCAGUGCACCAUCAGGAAAUCCUCCUGGUAGUGCUGGUCCCACUUACAAGGUUGAGGAUGUUGUAGUUAUGAAAGGAACAUACGGAUCUCAAACCAAUAAACCAUGGCCUGAAAUUAAAAGAGGUUUACUUGCAAGACUCGAAGUGGCUAAGAUAAUAUUUCCAUACAUGGCCAGCAUUGGUGUAGCAUAUUUUGUUACGCUUUGUCUAUAUCCUGGCAUUAUGUCAGAAAUAAUUUCCUGUAAACUAGAAUCCUGGAUGCCAGUGAUUCUGAUGACUGCUUUCAAUGCUUCUGAUGUACUAGGCAAGCUACUUGCACUGAUACCAUACGACUGGAAACGUACUCAAUUAUUAUAUUUUUCAACGGCCCGGGUCAUACUGAUACCUUUAUUCCUAUUGUGUGCACUACCAAGAGGUGAUCCGAUCCUCGCUGCUGAAGAGUAUCCACUGCUAUUCUCUUGCUUACUUGGCGUCACAAAUGGUAUUGUUGGUUCUGUACCAAUGAUGCAAGCACCUACCAAAGUUCCAGAAGGACACCGUGAAUUAGCAGGGAAUAUCAUGACCUUAUCGUACACCACGGGUCUGACAGUAGGCUCGUUAUUGGCUUAUAUGAUGGACACAUGCUUUGGUCUACCAGUUCAAGCUAAAGACGUGUGCUCUAAGGCAGUGAAACUCACAAUAAUGCCGUUGGCUAAUUCGACAACAAGCACUUUGGCAUACGUUGCGUCUUCCACUUUGCCUACGCUAGAAACCGUUACACCAAAGGUUAAAACUACCGUCGGUGUUCUGACAACUCUAUUAACGUCCACUUUAAUUUCAAACGCUACCGUUAGCACAUUGACAACUGGUAUUAUGGAGGCAUCCACAACUGUAGCCCCGAAAAUUUUAGUCAAUGUAACCGCUGCCGCGGUUAAUAAUGCGAUUUUGCAACACUAGGACACGCAUGUUUGUGUGUUGUGUUGAAUCUGGUGUUUCGUGUGAAUAAAGCUAAUAACAAGAUCUCUGAACAAAAAUGUUUCUUCAUUAAUUAUCCGUUCUUCGUAUCCUUCGAUUUUUUUUUAAAU